AUGGCUGAAGCCAAUGGCCGCCGUCGUGUUGAAACAGUGAUCGACAUAAGGAAACCACCCGUGAGCUUCAGCGGGGGUCUUGUGUUUGAGUGCCUGACUUACACAGUGACAAAAAAGGCAAAGGUGGAGGGGAAGUGGUCGAAUGAAGAGGUGGAUUUGCUGCAUGAUAUAACUAGUUAUGCUCCAAAGGGGUGUAUCACUGCAGUGAUGGGCCCCAGUGGUGCAGGAAAGUCCACUCUUUUGGAUGGUCUUGCUGGGAGAAUUGCUAGUGGAAGCCUUAAAGGGAAGGUCUCCUUGGAUGGUGCAACUAUGAGUGCAAGUUUGAUCAAAAGAACUUCUGCAUAUAUCAUGCAGGAAGAUAGGCUUUUCCCUAUGCUAACUGUCUAUGAGACUUUCAUGUUUGCUGCCGAUUUCCGCCUUGGACCACUCUCACUUGCCGAUAAGAAACUCAGAGUGGAGAACCUCAUUAACCAGCUUGGCUUAACGUCAUCUCGGAACACCUACAUAGGAGAUGAAGGGACAAGAGGAGUGUCCGGCGGAGAGAGGCGGCGCGUCUCAAUCGGCGUGGACAUCAUCCACGGCCCAUCACUUCUCUUUCUGGACGAGCCAACCUCAGGGCUAGACUCUACCAGCGCCCACAGCGUGAUCGAGAAAGUGCACGACAUCGCACGCAGCGGCAGCACCGUCAUCCUCACCAUCCACCAGCCCUCGUCCAGAAUCCAACUCCUCCUCGACCACCUCAUCAUCCUCGCACGGGGCCAGCUCAUGUUCCAAGGGUCGCCGCAAGACGUGGCCCUCCACUUGUCACGCAUGCCACGCAAAGUCCCCAAGGGAGAGAACCCCAUUGAAAGUCUCAUUGACGUGAUCCAAGAGUACGAUCAGAGUGAGGUUGGAGUUGAAGCACUUGCAGAAUUUGCACGCACUGGGGUGAAACCACCUCCUUUGUCCAACCAGCCCCACUCAGUGUCCCCUGUUGCACCCUCUUAUGCCAAUUUCUCUCACCUUAGCCACAGGUUUGAGGAGAAAUCUUUGGAGUUUUCGCAGGCGAGUAGAAGGGCAGUGGACGGUUUUGAUCACAGUCUCAGAAGUCCCUAUAACAACACUUCCAUGUCGUGGAGCACUGGGAAUAGUGCAGCAUUUCUCAAGUUCACACCAGCACGUCUUAAGAAUGAUCACAAGCCCCACAAUAACACAAGAAAAAAUGCUUCACCUGGCUACUACACAUACUCGAGUGAAAUCUUUCAAGCCACUCCAACACCCCACAGCAGUGACUACGCAGUGAAUGAGAAUGACUACCUCACUCCCUCAAAUGGCACAAAAGAACACCUUGGCCCAAAGUUUCAAAAUUCUUACAUAACAGAGAUAUGGAUACUCAUUCGCCGCAACUUCAUAAACAUAAGGCGCACCCCUGAGCUUUUCCUCUCAAGACUCAUGGUUCUCACCUUCAUGGGCUUCAUGAUGGCCACCAUGUUCCACAACCCUAGAAAAGAUUUGCAAGGAAUCACCAACCGCCUCAGCUUCUUCAUCUUCACAGUCUGCCUCUUCUUCUUCUCUUCCAACGAUGCUGUCCCAGCCUUCAUCCAGGAAAGGUUCAUCUUCAUACGGGAAACUUCUCACAAUGCCUAUAGAGCUUCCACUUACACCAUUGCAGGCAUCAUCACUCACAUGCCAUUCAUUCUUCUCCAAGCAGCUGCCUAUGCAGGCAUUGUUUGGUUUGCCCUAAAACUCCGAGGCCCUUUUCUUUACUUCUUGCUUGUUCUAUUCGUUUCUCUUCUGUCAACAAAUUCAUUCGUUGUGUUUGUGAGCUCAGUGGUGCCAAACUACAUAUUGGGUUAUGCUAUGGUUAUUGCCUUCACUGCCUUGUUCUUCUUGUUCUGUGGAUACUUCUUGAGCGGCCAUGACAUUCCUCGUUACUGGCGUUGGAUGAACACAAUUUCAACGAUGACAUACCCUUAUGAGGGGCUGUUGAUGAACCAGUACCAGGUCAACGAUACGUUUGGAUAUAUAGAUGGAGUACCCAUUACCGGUUUUCAGAUCUUGGAAAGUCUACAUAUCAAGACUGAUGGAAGUAGGAAGAGGACAGUGGUGCUUAUAAUGUUUGGUUGGGCUGUGCUAUACAGGAUUUUAUUUUACCUAGUCCUUCGUUUUGCAUCGAAAAACCAGAGGUCGUAGAGAACUGUAUCUA
Molecule: messenger RNA, 2185 nt
Organism: Vigna radiata var. radiata (mung bean)
Lineage: Eukaryota; Viridiplantae; Streptophyta; Magnoliopsida; Fabales; Fabaceae
Product: ABC transporter G family member 6-like
Exons: 3
Coding region: 1-2172 (723 amino acids)
Cellular component (GO): membrane
Molecular function (GO): ATP binding; ATP hydrolysis activity; ABC-type transporter activity
Source: RefSeq, a predicted model, not a curated record